Molecule: messenger RNA, 3334 nt
Organism: Cheilinus undulatus (humphead wrasse)
Lineage: Eukaryota; Metazoa; Chordata; Actinopteri; Labriformes; Labridae
Gene: sh3bp5la
Product: SH3-binding domain protein 5-like, a
Exons: 6
Coding region: 419-1729 (436 amino acids)
Biological process (GO): intracellular signal transduction; negative regulation of protein tyrosine kinase activity
Cellular component (GO): cytoplasm
Molecular function (GO): protein kinase inhibitor activity
Source: RefSeq, a predicted model, not a curated record
AGACCGAAAAGGUUAGCUAGCUAGCCUAGCUAAAGUAAUGGAGACCCGGUAAGAGAUGCAAGGAAGGACAUGUGUGAUGGGGGGUCAUUGUGAUAUUCCUGUCUUUGAUUUUAAUCUUAUUAUGGCGAUUUAUUAUCACAAUUUUGUAGCAAAAGAACCGUUAAAUUCACACUGACGACGUGAGCCUGGUAGGUUGCUAGGCUAGGCUGCAGCGAGGCUAGCCUCUGAGGGUUCGUGUUUCGGUGCCAUUUGAUAUGGCACAUUGCAACCACUACGAUAUUUCCGACGACGGGAUGAAUAUCUGUAUUUAACCCGACUAAAUAUAUAAUUUCGGUGAAAACACCGGAGGCUGGCAGGCUAAAUAGCUACUACCACAAUCUAAGUUAACGGUGCUGCUAGUGAAACUGUCAGGCCCGGAAUGGAGCCCGGCAAUUUGCGAGAGAGCCCCGCCGGGUCCGGUGAGUCAGACACGGGGGAUUGGAGGGAGGUUAUUCCCGGUGGAGAGGAUGAGGUCAAAGCUACUGAAACUAGUGGAAACCCACUAGAGACGGGGCACAGGGACACCUGCGAGGACAGCGACAUUGAGAAACAAAAAUGCGUGGGAGGUCAAUUGCAUAGUCCCUUCGAGGAGGAGCUGGACCCAAGAAUUCAGGAAGAGUUGGAGCAUCUUAAUGAAGCCAGUGCAGAAAUCAACAACCUAGAGCUGCAGUUGGAUGAUGCCAGAUCAGGGUACCGGAAGAUUCUCACUGAGUCUGCCAGGAAGCUUAAUGCUCAGAGCUCUCAGCUUGGCGGCUGCAUAGAGAAAGCAAGACCCUAUUAUGAAGCUCGGCGUCUUGCAAAAGAGGCUCAGCAGGAGACCCAGAAGGCAGCGCUGAGCUAUGAGAGAGCAGUUUCUAUGCACACAGCUGCUAGGGAGAUGGUCUAUGUAGCGGAGCAGGGCCUGAUGGCUGAUGGCAAGAACACCCUCGACCCAACGUGGCAGGAGAUGCUCAACCAUGCUACAGCAAAGGUGAAUGAAGCUGAGGAGGAGAGACUCCGCAGUGAGAGGGAACACAUGCGCGUCACACACGCCUGUCAGGAGGCUGAGGCUCGCGUUCAGAUGCUCCAAAAAUCCCUGAAAAGAGUCAUUGUGAAAUCCAAACCUUACUUUGAGCUCAAGGCUCAGUUCAACCACAUACUGGAGGAGAGUAAGACCAAGGUGCUGCAGCUGGAGCAGCAUGUCGCCAAAGUAAAGACCCGCUACUCCAUCGCCCUGAGAAACUUGGAACAAAUCAGCGAGCAGAUCCAUGCUCAGAGGGGCAGGGACCAGGCGGAGGGAGGCUGUCCCACUGUGUGUGGUGGGCGAAGUCCUCCCGUUGGAGCCGAGUCCGACAGCAGAGUCAAGCAAGAGGGCGGAGCCUGCAGCGGUGGUGCUACAGGGAUGGAUCGAGUGGAUGCAGCGGCAAACCUGGUGGAGAAAUAUAAAGAAAAGGAGAAUGAGAAGGAAAGGGAGCGGGCGGGGUCGGAUUCCCUUUCAGUGUUCAGCCUGCAGACCAUUGCUUCCGACUUGGAGAAAUAUGACUCCAUUGAGCACCUCGGGGAUCUCAGUGAUGUAGGGAGCGUAACUGGAGAUGAGGGAGAAAAAGAGAGAGGGGCUGUGAUUGAUAGAAGAGACAAGCUGAUGGAAACUUCUGCCAAAGAGCGCCAGCAGCAGUUCUACAAGCAGCACCAUCGAAGCUUUAGUUUGUGAAGAUUUCUUAGAUUUAACAGCAAGGAAUGCUAACAAAGUCAAAUGAACCAAUAAAAACACACAAAAAAUAGGGUUAGAAAUACCUGCCUUAAAGGUACAGACCCAAAUAUAAGAGAAUAAAUUAGCUGCAAAUAUAAAACUAGUCAUGCUGCAGGUGUAGGUGUAAGAUACUUAGUGUAAAUAAGCUCAUGUGCGUUGACUGACAUUAUUCUAAAGCUGAUCAGUAGUUAAUAUUGCAGCCUAGUUAGAACACUACUUCUAGCAUCUAAAGAGCUUCAAGCCCUCCAGGACAUGUAAAAUGUAUAUUUACUCCGCUGUGAGGGCUUCUGGGUAAAAUUUGUUCCCAGAGCAUGAAAAAAAAGCAAUGAAAGAUCAAAAGCCCAGCUCGAAAAGAAGUAUGUUAAAAAAGGCAUCCUUUCCUUUUUCCCAGGCUAAUCGUCGAUCUAAUUUGGUGAGACUGGCGAAAACUAAUCCCUCCAUUGUUUCCCCAUCUAGUCGUGUCGAGUCUUAUCAGCGACUGCUUUAAGGUAGCGAGGGUGUGCACAGAGUGUGUGCUUGCACACUGAAAUCCACUCCCAACAUAUCCUUCCUCCCUCCCUCACUCAGUUUGAAGGAACGAAUGACAAAAACGUCUCUCUGUUGAUGUAGAGUGAAAAGCAUGUUUGAAUUCACAUUUCAUGUAUUUAUUUCUAGUGACAUGCUGCAAGAGGUGCUUUGUUAUUUUUGGCACGAGAGAACGCGUUUUUUGAGAAUUCCUGAAAUUAUGAAAAGUCUGAAAAUGAUGACUUUGUUUCACUCCAACAGCAUGCACUCCAGUUGGCUGUUUAAACAGGUGUUAUUGACGUGUAUUCAGGGUUAUAUGCUGGCAGAAACACUUGACACUAUUUCAGCUGAAAUAUCUAAGCUUUCCACAUUUUCCUUUUAUGAUGCUGUACUUUUAAGUGUAAACGCCUCUCCUAAAGGUGUAUCGUUUGGAUAUUGUUUACAUUUAUACAAAUAUGUUUUUCUCAGUAUUUCCUCCUUUGUUUGCCUUUAAAAUCUUGCCCUUGUUAUUUGAAGUGUGCCUUUACACUGAACGAGCAACACAUUUAGCAUGAGUAGUCCUUAGUGCAAACUCAUCUGUAGUUCUUUUUGAACCAUUUAAAGAACAACUGUGUGCCCUUUUUAUAAUAAUUUUAAAUUAUUUUUAACAAUCUGAUCGCCAAGGCACCAUUUCCAAGUGUGACUUGAAUUUCUUUCCUUUUUAUUCUUGUUAUUGAUUCUAUGAUAUUGUACUUUGAUUGUCAAAGUGUGAGAUGCAAAAGUCAAGAAAUGACUUGUAAAUGUAUGUAAUUAUUACAAAGCUGGAAAAUAUUGACAUGUACAGUUACAUGUGUUUUGCUGAUUUGAAUAUUUGACUUGUUUGUUGUACAGAUGUUCUGUAAACCCACAGGUUAUUGUUGUGUAUUUAAAUCAUUAUUAUUGUUGCAGUUUCUCUGAAACACCUCCACUUCACUCCUGUCUUAAAAAGCUCCAACAUUGUAAAUGCAUAUGUGAAUUUCUUGCUCACUGUUUUCAACUUAUGCAUUGUCAUAGCUAUAAUCAAUAAAUCAUACAGAUCGUGCA